AUGGUAGAGAUCAGCGUCCAGAAGCGCCCCCUUGCAGGCGUAGAGCUCGAAUCUGCCCAACACAAGUACUUUCGCAAGACCGCCCGUGGCAAGGUUCUCAAGAUCCUCCGUGAGCGAUACCUUCGCGACGACAUCGCCUGCGGAAGCCGCGCCUGCGAGCGCUGCCACCAUCUCCAUGCCGACCUCCAGAAGCAAGCUCAGGAUGCCGGGCUACAGAAGAAGAUCUUUCUCGACCCCAGCGGCUUGAAAAAUAACAAAGUCGACCGCAACCACUACCUUGUCCUCGACACCAAUGCUUUCUUGCAUCAGAUGGAUCUCAUCGAAAACCCCAGCUUCACCGACGUCAUUGUGUUGCAGACUGUUGCAGAUGAGGUGCGUCAUAGAAGCCUUCCGCUUUUUAACCGUUUGAAAAACUUGAUCGCGGACCCAGAUCGCAGGUUUUGGGUGUUCUACAACGACUUUGGUCGCGAGACGGCCGUACUUCAACAAGAAGAUGAGUCGCCCAACGACAGGAACGACAGAGCCAUCCGCACAGCAGCAAAAUGGUACAGGACGCAUCUCAUGGCAUCCACCGGCCCUGGCUCCUCUGCAAAAGCCAACCUCGACGUGCUCCUCAUCAGCGACGACCAGGACAACGUGCAGCGUGCGCUUAACGACGACAUUCGCGCCAUGUCGGUUCGCGACUACAUCGAGGGCCUCGACAACGCUGACCAACUCCUUGACCUCCUCUCAUCGCGCUCUAUGGUCUCGGGCUCGGGUGGUAGCGAGAAGCGUGCGGUUCUCUACCCAGAACAUCUCCCGCAGAACCAGGUCACUGCUGGCGUCAAGUCCGGCCAGCUGCUCCAAGGUUUCUUCAACGCCAAUCCGUACAACUAUCUCGAGGCCACCGUGCGAUCGGGUCAGCUCACCCGUUCCAUCCUGCUCGUGGGCCGAGAGGCGAUGAAUCGUGCCGUAGACGGAGACGUCGUUGCCGUACAAAUGCUGCCUAAGGACCAGUGGAAGGCUGCGACCGAGGAGGUGAUUGACGCCGACGCAGCGCUCAAGGAUGACGAUGCUGAAGCAGGAGAUGGCGAGGGUGGCGCAGAUGACGACAUCGAGGCGCAACUGGCCCGCAAAGAGGCAGCCGAUGCCGAAGCCAAUGCACGCUCGUCGCGAGGUGAACCGCAGCCGACUGGCAAAGUCGUCGGCAUCGUGCGCCGCAACUGGAGAUCUUACGUCGCCCACGUCGACGUCAACUCGGUCAACUCCUCCGCGCUCUCGAGCCUUGGCGCGCAGACCGUGUUCGCAACACCUGUCGACCGCAAGCUCCCCCGCAUUCGCAUCCGCACACGACAAGCACGCGAUUUGAUUGGACAAAAGAUCCUCGUCGCCCUCGACGCAUGGCGGCCCACCUCGCGUUAUCCUGACGGUCACUUUGUCCGCGCACUCGGCCAAGCAGAGAGCAAGGAGGCCGAGCAAGAGUCGCUGCUGCUCGAGCACGAUGUGCCCUACCGACCGUUCAGCAAGGCAAUCCUCGACUGCCUGCCUGUCGAGGGCGAUAGCUGGGUGGUGCCGCCCAAGGACAUGACGCAUCGGGCGUGGAGAGACCGCGUCGAUAUGCGCGACGAGAUCAUUUGCUCGAUCGACCCGCCAGGGUGCCAAGACAUCGACGAUGCUCUACACGCCAAGCAGCUUCCCAACGGCAACAUUGAAGCGGGUGUCCACAUUGCCGAUGUCUCGUACUUUGUUCGCCCGGACAACCCAAUGGACGCCGAAGCGGCCAGUCGCGGCACCACGGUGUAUCUGGUCGACAAGCGAAUCGACAUGCUUCCGCAUCUGCUCGGAACCAACCUGUGCUCGCUGCGACCGUACGUCGAGCGUCUGGCGUUCAGUGCAGUGUGGGAGAUGACGCCCGAGGCAGAAAUCGUCAAUGUGCGCUUCCACAAGUCAGUCAUCGCGUCUAAGGCGGCUUUCACGUACGAAGAGGCACAGCUGCGCAAGGACGACGCUUCGAAAAACGAUCCUACCACGCAAUCCAUUCGACUGCUCAAUUCGCUCGCCAAGAAACUCAAGCAGAAACGUAUGGAUGCCGGUGCGUUGAACCUUGCUUCCCCCGAAGUUCGCAUUCACCUCGACUCGUCCGAAUCCGCUGCGCCCAUUGAUGUCGAGCAAAAGGAAAUGCGCGAAACGAACUCGCUCGUGGAAGAAUUCAUGCUACUCGCCAAUGUGUCGGUUGCCGAGCGCAUCUACGAAGUGUUCCCCAUGACCGCUGUCCUGCGUCGACAUCUUCCGCCGCCGCGGACCAAUUUCGAGACGCUGCAGGACAUCCUGCUCAAGCGUCGCGGCAUGGAGCUGGACGUCUCGAGCUCCGGCGCGUUGGCAGCCUCGCUCGACAAAUGCGUCGAUGCCAAGGAUGCUACGUUUAACACGCUGGUGCGUAUCAUGGCUACACGGUGCAUGCUGAGUGCCGAGUACUUCUGCUCCGGCAGCGUGGCACGCGAUACGUUCAGCCACUACGGUCUGGCCGCGGGCAUGUAUACGCACUUUACGUCGCCAAUUCGACGUUACGCAGACGUGUUGGCGCACCGACAGCUGGCGGCUGCGAUCAACUACGAGCCGCUCCACCCCUCGCUCCACAGCAAGGACUAUGUCGACGAUGUGCUCAAGGUGGUCAAUAAGCGUCACCGAUCUGCGCAACAGGCAGGCAGGGCGUCGGUCGAGUUCUAUGUCGGACUGAGCAUUGCCGAGCGCAAUGCCUCGCUGUCGACCAAGUCGAAACCCGCCGAGUCGGAGCCGAUGAUGCAGGCGGCCGCGUACGUCAUCCGCGUGUUCCGCAAUGGGCUGGCCGUGUUUGUCAACCAGUUUGGGCUCGAGGGGCUGAUCACGUUCAAGGAGGAGGUCGAGUUCGACCAGGACAAUUACGAAGUGACGAUCCCCAAGCGCGUCAGUGGGCUGAACAACGACUUGAAACUGGGCAUCUUCGAUCAGUGCACGGUGCAGAUCGGCGUUACGAAGGACAGCAACACCAAGCGCGGCAAAGUCAGCAUGCAUCUUGUGGGUUGA
Messenger RNA from Sporisorium graminicola, 3042 nucleotides. RefSeq lists its product as uncharacterized. The record is from RefSeq and is a predicted model, not a curated record. Gene Ontology annotation, molecular function: RNA binding; endonuclease activity; 3'-5'-RNA exonuclease activity. Gene Ontology annotation, cellular component: nuclear exosome (RNase complex); cytoplasmic exosome (RNase complex). The transcript has a single exon. Bases 1 to 3042 code for a protein of 1013 amino acids. NCBI's taxonomy places the organism in Eukaryota, Fungi, Basidiomycota, Ustilaginomycetes, Ustilaginales, Ustilaginaceae. Gene Ontology annotation, biological process: rRNA catabolic process.